GAAACGUUGUUCUCAACUCGGGGUGAUUCAAUUAUCACUGGCCUAUCCUCGGUGGGGCAUCGUGUCAAAGAAAAAGUUAGUUACAAAUCAAAUUAGUCAUAAUAAAUUCAUUGAUAUCAUUGUGAACAAGAUUUUUAUAACAAUGGAUUUGAAAGAAGAGGAAGCAGUAGAAGAAAACAACAGGCAGUUAUUUUUGGUUGGUGCUCCUCGUGAUCCUCUAGUUUCCGCAGGCUCCAUAAUUACAAAUGAUGUUACUGCCGAUGAUAUUCAUUCUGGUGAUCUGCAAUCAGCUACCCUGGCUGGACUGAUGGGCACACAAUCUUCGUCUGUUUGCUUCCCUGCAAAAUUCACGUAUGACUUCUCUUCUCCAAGUCCCGGAGGUGAUGAUAGACCAACUCCUGGAAUGGGUAAGCGAAAACAGCGAAGAUAUCGAACAACUUUCACUAAUUUCCAAUUAGAGGAGCUCGAAAGAGCCUUCCAGAAGACUCACUACCCGGAUGUAUUCUUUCGAGAGGAGCUUGCUCUCCGUAUCCAGCUUACAGAGGCCAGAGUUCAAGUCUGGUUCCAGAAUAGGCGAGCUAAAUGGAGAAAACAAGAAAAGCAAUGUAAAGCUGCAACUCAUAUGGCCCCACAUAUCUCAUCGCCAGAUUGCCAGGAGUCUCAGCAACAGCAGCCACAGGACCACUUGCUUCUUGAGACACCGAUGGGUAGUCCACCUCCGAUAUAUCUAGGAAUGGAAUGGGCAGGUUUCUCGCCUUAUGGAAACGCAGCAACACCGUCUCCACUGAUAGUAAAUCACAUGAACAAACCACCAGAAAAUGAAGACAAUCCUUUGCUCGAUCCCGAGUUGUUACAAUUAAAAACUCCGCGAUCAUAAUAACGUGGCCAAAAUUGAUUGUGCGACAGAAACCAAAGCGUAAAGAAAAAUGUUGUGCAAGCUAGUUCAGUAGCGAACAUUUUUGGGUUAACCAACAAGGUAGCAGCGAUUGUUGAUUUAAUUGUAGCGUCAAGUAUAAUAGGAACCGUAAAAACAAUUCGCGAGUUCGUCAAGUAAUUAUACAUACAUAAUUAGCAAACAUUUGAAACUAGGGAAUAUCUAAGGUUUUAAAAAAACAUCCUUUCCAUUGUGUAAUAUUAGGAUAACAUUUACUAAUUCAAUUAGUGUUAUAAGCAACGUGUGAUUUGACUUAUUAAAUACAGUGAGAAAUUUUCUUUGUAA
This is a messenger RNA of Athalia rosae (coleseed sawfly), 1219 nucleotides long. Its product is annotated as homeobox protein ARX-like. The coding region runs from base 143 to 877 and encodes 244 amino acids. The record is from RefSeq and is a predicted model, not a curated record. Gene Ontology annotation, molecular function: DNA-binding transcription factor activity, RNA polymerase II-specific; RNA polymerase II transcription regulatory region sequence-specific DNA binding. The transcript has 3 exons. Gene Ontology annotation, biological process: regulation of transcription by RNA polymerase II. NCBI's taxonomy places the organism in Eukaryota, Metazoa, Arthropoda, Insecta, Hymenoptera, Athaliidae.